AUGAUUGAUAAGGCCCCUAAAUUAUUUCCAAACAGGUUUUGCAACAUUUUACGUAGAAAAUUGAAAAAUCCCGAUAACUGGUGCAAGCAAAUUGUUUACUACACAAGUGAAGAUGGAAAUAAGAUGGCAAAUGCUGCUUUUCUGAUUUCUUCAUUCGCUGUGAUAUUUCUGGAAAAAACACCUAGUGAAAUUGAUAAAAUUUUAGUUUCAAAUAAUGUGAUUUUAAAACCAUUUCCAGAUGCUUCUCAUACUGAAAAUCUCACACUCACACUACUUGAUUGUUUAAAUGGAAUGAAAAAGGCACUGAAAUGUGGAUUUUUCAAUUUCCAAGAUUUUAAUUUAUUGGAAUAUGAAAAAUAUUCCCAAAUGAGAAAUGGUGAUUUAAAUUGGAUAAUACCUCGGAAAUUUAUUGGAUUUGUCGGUCCAAGUACGAAGAAGGACACAAAUUAUCAUCCACCGGAAAAAUAUUUUAAUUACUUUGUUAGAAAUGGUGUGGAAGCAAUUAUUCGAUUGAAUAGAAAAUGCUAUGAUGCGUCAAGAUUCAAGAAAAUAGGAAUAAAACACUACAAUCUAUAUAUGCCAGAUGGUACUGCGCCAACUCGUCGAAUACUAGAAGAAUUUCUUGAAAUUUGCGAAAAUAACAAGGGAGCUAUUGCAGUUCACUGCAAAGCUGGUCUGGGAAGAACAGGAACAUUGAUAGCGGCUUAUAUAAUUAAGCACUAUCGAUUAAAUGCCAGAGAAGCUAUUGCUUGGGUGAGAAUUUGCAGACCAGGUUCUAUAAUUGCUCCUCAACAGAAGUGGCUCGAAGAAAUUGAGAGCCUAUUGCAGAGAGCAGGUCAUUUCUACAGGCGAGUAGAUUUUCAAAAGUAUUCCUAUUAACAGAAAUAAAUUUAAUUAUUAGAAACUAAUUUGAAAUUUAGUUAAAGAUGAUUAAUUAAAAUGAAGCAAUUUUAAUUUUCUUCGCAGACUAAUAUGUCAUCAUAAGAGUAAUUCGAUUACUCGUCAUAAGUACGGUAUUUACUCAAUCAA
Messenger RNA from Leptopilina heterotoma, 1029 nucleotides. RefSeq names its product dual specificity protein phosphatase CDC14B-like. Gene Ontology annotation, molecular function: protein tyrosine/serine/threonine phosphatase activity; protein serine/threonine phosphatase activity. The record is from RefSeq and is a predicted model, not a curated record. Gene Ontology annotation, biological process: positive regulation of cytokinesis; regulation of exit from mitosis; cilium assembly. Lineage: Eukaryota; Metazoa; Arthropoda; Insecta; Hymenoptera; Figitidae. Bases 1 to 879 code for a protein of 292 amino acids. The transcript is spliced from 4 exons. Gene Ontology annotation, cellular component: centrosome; spindle pole; kinociliary basal body.